CUGAUAAAGUUGGUCAGUGUGUUCGGAGACUCCUGUCAGUCGUGAUCCGAGAUGGUAGCGAAAGCAAAGAGACGUUUGUGCGGCAGCGUCUCAUAAAAAGACCAGUGAGUCACUUGCAGCCGGCGCAGGUGGAACACGCGCGUUGUCGGAGCGCCGCCGCGGAACCCGGUGGAGUGAAGUGAAUCCAUGGCUCAGAGCGAAGAUGGAGGACGCAGUGGAAAACUGCAAACGGGGUCAGUUUCUACGGUGGCCGGACCGACGACGCCCCACCGUGAGCGGCCCUCAUGGAGCUGAGAAGUGCCACAAGAGGUGUGCUUGGCGGCCAGCGACCUGCAGCGGGGGCUGGAGGACGGGAGCGGACGCUGUGAGGAGGGUGUGCCGGGGGGUGGAGGGCGGUGCGUAAGUCUGCUGUAACACAAUCGUUUCUCUGAGAGUGUUUCCGCUGCCUUACACUCCGUCUCUCUCAGUCACCCACACACACACACAUCACAUCUCCUUUUUUAAAAAUACCCAAGGACAAUCCUCACUAUUAAUAGUGAUGGUGUUGUCAACUGGCUACGGAGAAAUGAGACCUUCUGUUCAGCAAACUAUUUUAGAAGGCGCUGGCAUCGGUGCAGCCGUAAUUGCUGCCCUUUUCCAAACCAUUAGAGGAGCCCGUCCGUGAGAGCAGCUUCCACCAAGUCAGUGUGAGGUUUGGUAAGUCGGCGCGAGCGACUCGCCCUGACAUUACUGACUUGGCUAAUGCCUCGGCACCCACCCUCCCCCACUGUGAUCACCUAGAUGGAUUCCAGAUUUGACUCAUGCUCUUUCACUGCUCUUGUUUACACUUGAACAAGGCUGUGUUCCUCUCCUUAGAAGCAAGGAAACAAAGAUGGAGCCUUCACGGCUCACUGUGGCUGCGGCUGAGCACUGUCAAACUCUUGGCCCCGGGGCCAAGUCCCUUCAACAGAAUUAGGGCCUCAGAUGAGAGUCGCUGCUGGUUUGGCGUCGACCUCAGCCUGGACCUGUCCCUUUGCUUGGUGACAUGGUGCAGUGAGGGACGGGGCCUGUCUCAUGACAGCCUCAGAUGAAACACUCGAGUCAAGGGAGACCGUCUUGGUUCCAACAGACGUGAGCCUCAGAUGAUUCAACCCUCCCGCCGUCUGGCCCAGCCACCUCAUGGUGCACUCAGGUGUGUGUCAGGACAGUCCAGUGUGGGUCCAGACCUCCGCUUCAGUUAUCAGCAGCAGAAAUGGCGGCUGUUGUUUGUGUCUGUGUGUGUGUGUGUGUGUGUCCCAGGAAUAGGGCCCGGUCAGAGCAGCACUUAAAGCUUAACACCAUUCCAGCCAAACACCUGUCGCACACACACCUGUCUCGGCCGGUGGCAGGCUGCCAGCUGGUCUUGCAGCUCCCAAGGUCACGUCUCCCUGCUUUCAGAUGUUGUGCUGCUGCGCUCCUGCUAACAGCUCCUGUCUGACAGGCUGAAGCCUUCUUUGUCCUCAGAGGAUUUACUGCCUCGUGCCGGACACUGGGACCAAAGCAUCUCACCGUGUGGUCACAUGACUCCUCCUCCACUGGGAGUCAAGGUCUCCCAGCCCUCCCUGCUUCCAUCCAUCACCUCGUCUUCAGCGCUUCUUCCCCGUCUCAGGGCCGUAUAUGGCAGGGCCCCCCAGCAGGCAGCGCAGGGUUAAACAUACUCUGAUGCUGUGGUCCGGCUCACUUGGGGCCCCACCUAUCCACGCGGGGCCAGAGGUUCACCUGCGAGUGUGGCCCUCCAGGCUCCGCUGCCGUCUCAACCGUCCCUCACCACACAGGAGUUGCGCUCCCGGCUGCUCUGCUGCGUGACCUCACACUCCCACAGUGACCAUGAUAAGGAGGCACUUCCAUCUCUGGCGGCUUCGUGGUGACCUUGCCUGGCGUCUGUGUUGGGCUCGUGUUUACCCUGGUGUAAAUAGAUCCUGACAGAGUGGCUGGCCCCCGACCAGGUGGGGGCCACUGCACCAGUCAAGUCAACAGACCACUCUCUCUAAUUUGUUUGAGGUGUGUGUGUGUGUGUCGGCAGUGAUGGCUGGAGCUGCCUCCUGCUCUCUGGUCACCAUGGAGCUGUCGGGUGGUGUCCAGUGGAGGCUUCUGCUGCCGGCCCGGUGCCAGACACCUUCUCUGUCUCUGAGGGCAGGUCACCUGGUGCCAGGUGUGAUGAGCCGUUCGUGGCCCCGGGCCCUCUCAGCUCUCUACACUGGUGCUCGGCUCAUGGACCCUGCUGCGGUGACCAUGGCCCUCACAAUCAGUGUGUGGUGUUAGGGUCAGGGUUAACCCACAGAGAUGAGUUGGGGAAGUGACCCGCUGACGUUUUCUUUCUCACUCGAUGGAUGUUGAGAUGGUUCAGGUUUGAGCGGUGAGCAGGGUUCAGAAGUUCAGGACGCCCAGGACCAUCCAUGGGAGACGUUGGUGACGCAGGCGUUGGUCCUUGUGACUUGUCAUUGAAGUCAGUGAUGGGAUGUGUUCAUCUGCUCACUGCAACAGACACCACCCACAUGUUCCUCCUUCAUGUCACCUUCAGGCCUGAGGCAGCUUCCAGGGGGGUCCUUGCUCGAGGGGUGUGACAUUCUCCAAGCUCCCUGACAGAACACUGAAGUUCUGCCUUUGUGCCACAGCUGACCCCCCUCACUAUUUUUACCAGCCGGUCCCAACUGCCACGAUAGCCACAGUUACUGUAGCAGCCUGCUGAGACAUACACACACGACACACACACACACAUACACUCACACACAGAUGACACACACACGACACACUCACACUCACACACGCCAUACACACAGACACUCACAACAGUCGCUCUCCACUGUUGUGCCGCUGCCGUCGGCCUCUGCAAGGACCUGGGCUCAUGUAGACCCGCACGCCUCCCUCCUGCACUCUUCUCCUGACGAACAUCAUCUUCAUCACUUUAAUGGCCACCUCACUCCUGUGGUGCCCCUCAACCCUUCUCCAUCUCCAACUUCUCUGCCUGUUCAUUGUUGUGGAUCACCAGACCUUCCUUUCCCUUUCUAGAGGUGUGUGUUUGGCUCGAGCCCGGUCCCAGACCCGUGUUGCACCACCUGACAACUCAAGGAGGGACUGGGUUUUAGUCUUUCGGUGGGUCAGAGCCAGCUCUUGUUUGAAAUGAUGAACGCUUACACUUCGCCAACUUCCUCCAUUCAGCUCAGAGCUGUCUUUCCAGGAAGUGAUGUCAGAGCUCUUCGGAGAAUGGCAGACUGCGUGUGAAGGAAGGCCAGCGUGCGUCCGUGCCAGUGUCUCUGGAGCAUUAGCACGGCCUGAAAGCAGCGUAACCCGAUCCUAACGGAAGAUUGUGCAGCUAAAUGUCAGUGAGCCACCGCCGAGGUCAGGACCAGAACAGAGGUCACCGAGCAGCGGGGGAGAAGAGAGGGAGCUGGCCUGGGGACGGUCCCACCUAACCUGGUCCCUCCUGCAUCUGGGGUGAAGGUGAUUCUCCAGGAACGCCUGAGCCCAGCCUCACACCUUCAUGUAUGAGCAAAUGAGUGGACCUCGGCCACAGCUGUUCACCACUGCUGCCCAUUUCUACAGCAGCUGCUGAUGCUCCUCCUGCUCUGAUCCUCUCCCCACCUGUGGUGUGUUUUCUCCAGCCAGGGAUGUUGGGCUGGGCAGGCUGCUGUGGUCCUCACAGUGACUGUACCGGUCCAUGAGAGGCCUCGCUCGCCUCUUCCGUGCGUCAGAGUCGGGGCCCACACACGCAGGGCCAGGGGCCCACGCUCACUCCACCAGCCAACCGUCACUAAAUGCCCGUCGUAUUUCCCCCUCAAACAUGCAGCAGACGCUUGUUUCCUCCAGGUCUGUGCCGUGAAGCUUGUGUGGGGCAGCCCCUGACUUGACCCCCGCGCCACGGACCGAGUCGGCUCCGUGUCUUUCCUGAGACGAGCCGAGUCGGCAGGUGGAGCCGCAGGUCCUCCGGUUGAGGUUCAGGAAGCCAGGGAUGACUGGGUCAGUGUGUGGUGACUUGUGGUGCACAUGUGUGCGAGCAUGUGCCGUGAACCGGUUGUCCCUCAGUGUCCCCUGCCUCUCAUUCAGAAAGACUCGCCCCCCCCCCAUUGUCCUGGCCAUGCGUGCUCUCUUCUGCGCGUCUUAUUUCCAGCGGACCCCUCUGCAGUUGUUGCCCCUCCUUCCCCUCCCCCAACAUCCCUGCCCACCUAAUUGUGCUGUGCUCAGCCAAUGAAGCGCGAGUGCACGGCAGGCGAGCACCAAUGGGACCACUUUCUCUAAUGUAUAAAACUUUUUCGGACAGUUUGCCGGGGUGCACUUUCUGUCAGCUCCGAGUGGAGAGCAGCAGCCGAGAGAGAGAGAGAGAGAGAGCGAGGGGGUAGAGAGCCAGCCGGUCUGAACGCAGGGUGGUCGCCUCUUCUUAAUCCCAAUCCCAGACUUGGAGGAGCGCCUCUCCGUGUGAGCCAGGAUGGAGAACGCACACACCAGAGACUCGCAGGAUGUCCUCUCCUACUUUGGCGUGAGCGAGGACUCGGGCCUCACACCGGAGCAGACCAAGAAGAACCUGGACAAGUUUGGCUACAAUGAGCUGCCUGCAGAGGAGGGAAAGAGCAUCUGGGAGCUGGUGGUGGAGCAGUUUGAAGACCUGUUGGUCCGGAUCCUGCUGCUGGCUGCCUGUAUCUCUUUUGUGCUGGCCUGGUUUGAGGAAGGAGAGGAAACCGUCACCGCGUUCGUGGAGCCCUUCGUCAUCCUCCUCAUCCUCAUCGCCAACGCUGUGGUCGGAGUGUGGCAGGAGCGUAACGCGGAGAGCGCCAUCGAGGCCUUGAAGGAGUACGAGCCCGAGAUGGGCAAGGUUUACCGGGCGGACCGCAAGAGCGUGCAGAGGAUCAAGGCCCGGGAGAUCGUCCCCGGUGACGUGGUGGAGGUGUCCGUGGGUGACAAAGUCCCUGCCGACAUCCGGAUCAUCUCCAUCAAGUCGACCACCCUGCGUGUGGACCAGUCCAUCCUGACCGGUGAGUCUGUCAGUGUCAUCAAACACACCGAUGCAGUGCCGGACCCUCGAGCCGUCAACCAGGACAAGAAGAACAUGCUGUUCUCUGGCACCAACAUCGCAGCGGGGAAGGCGACCGGGAUCGCGGUGGCAACAGGUGUGUCCACGGAGAUCGGCAAGAUUCGGGACCAGAUGGCCGCCACCGAGCAGGAGAAGACGCCGCUGCAGCAGAAACUGGACGAGUUUGGCGAGCAGCUGUCCAAGGUCAUCUCACUCAUCUGCGUGGCCGUGUGGAUCAUCAACAUCGGCCACUUCAACGACCCCGUCCACGGCGGCUCCUGGUUCCGCGGGGCCAUCUACUACUUCAAGAUCGCCGUGGCCCUGGCCGUGGCCGCCAUCCCUGAAGGUCUGCCUGCCGUCAUCACCACCUGUCUGGCUCUGGGAACCCGCCGCAUGGCCAAGAAGAACGCCAUUGUCAGGAGCCUGCCCUCCGUGGAGACCCUGGGCUGCACCUCCGUCAUCUGCUCCGACAAGACCGGGACCCUCACCACCAACCAGAUGUGCGUGACAAAGAUGUUCAUCAUCGACAGGGUGGAGGGCGAGAGCGUGUCUCUCGGGCAGUUCGACAUCUCCGGCUCCAAGUACACCCCGGAGGGCGAAGUCACCAGGAAUGGCUCGCCGGUCAAGUGCGGCCAGUUCGACGGGCUGGUGGAACUGGCCACCAUCUGCGCCCUCUGCAACGACUCCUCUCUGGACUACAAUGAGUCAAAGGGCAUCUACGAGAAGGUGGGCGAGGCCACCGAGACGGCACUGAGCUGCCUGGUGGAGAAGAUGAACGUGUUCAACACGGAGGUGCGAGGCCUGUCCAAGGUGGAGAGAGCCAACGCCUGCUGCUCGGUGAUCAAGCAGCUCAUGAGGAAGGAGUUCACCCUGGAGUUCUCCAGAGACAGGAAGUCCAUGUCCGUCUACUGCUCUCCCGCCAAGUCGGCCAAAGCUCCAGUGGGGAACAAGAUGUUUGUGAAGGGUGCACCGGAGGGCGUCAUCGAUCGCUGCGCCUACGUGCGCGUGGGCACCUCCCGCGUGCCGCUGACCGGCCCGGUGAAGGAGCACAUCAUGUCAGUGAUUAAGGAGUGGGGCACGGGGCGCGACACGCUGCGCUGCCUGGCGCUGGCCACCCGGGACUCCCCGCUGAGGAAGGAGGAGAUGAACCUGGAGGACUCCACCAAGUUCGCUGACUAUGAGGUGGACCUGACCUUCGUGGGCUGUGUGGGCAUGCUGGACCCUCCUCGCAAGGAAGUGAUGAGCUCCAUCCAGCUGUGCCGAGCGGCCGGCAUCCGGGUCAUCAUGAUCACCGGGGACAACAAGGGCACGGCCGUCGCCAUCUGCCGGCGCAUCGGCAUCUUCUCUGAGGAUGAGGACGUGAGCGGCAAGGCCUUCACCGGCCGCGAGUUCGAUGACCUCAGCCCGUAUGAGCAGAAGAACGCAGUGCGCAAGGCCUGCUGCUUUGCCCGGGUGGAACCCUCGCACAAGUCCAAGAUCGUGGAGUUCCUGCAGGGCUUCGACGAGAUCACCGCCAUGACCGGAGACGGUGUCAACGAUGCCCCCGCCCUGAAGAAGGCGGAGAUUGGCAUUGCCAUGGGCUCUGGCACUGCCGUUGCCAAGUCGGCCUCUGAGAUGGUCCUGGCGGACGACAACUUCUCCUCCAUUGUGUCUGCUGUGGAGGAGGGCCGAGCCAUCUACAACAACAUGAAGCAGUUCAUCCGCUACCUCAUCUCCUCCAACGUGGGCGAGGUGGUGUGCAUCUUCCUGACGGCGGCACUGGGUCUGCCCGAGGCGCUCAUCCCCGUCCAGCUGCUGUGGGUCAACCUGGUGACGGACGGCCUUCCCGCCACCGCACUGGGCUUCAACCCUCCUGACCUGGACAUCAUGGGCAAGGCCCCGCGCUCCCCCAAGGAGCCACUCAUCUCUGGCUGGCUCUUCUUCAGAUACCUGGCCAUCGGAGGGUACGUCGGUGCUGCCACUGUUGCUGCUGCCGCCUGGUGGUUCCUCUACAGCGAGGACGGUCCCAUGGUCACCUUCUCUCAGCUGUCCCACUUCAUGCAGUGCAGCGAGGACAACCCUGACUUCAGCGACAUCCGCUGCGAGGUGUUUGAGUCCUCGCCUCCCAUGACCAUGGCUCUGUCCGUGCUUGUCACCAUCGAGAUGUGCAACGCCCUCAACAGCCUUUCUGAGAACCAGUCGCUGGUGCGGAUGCCGCCCUGGAGCAACGGCUGGUUGGUGGCCGCCAUGACUCUGUCUAUGUCGCUUCACUUCAUGAUCAUCUAUGUGGACCCCCUGCCUAUGAUCUUCAAGCUGACUCAUCUGACGGUGGAUCAGUGGAUGGUGGUUCUCAAGCUCUCCUUCCCCGUCAUCCUGCUGGACGAGCUGCUCAAGUUCGUGGCUCGCACGUACCUGGAAGGAAAGGUCUGAGGUCCGAGUCGAACUGUGGACGACGGUCAGAGAGACGCCGACACGGGACUGAGGCCAGGCGCCGCCUUGCUCGGCGGCGCCGGUCAGAACACCACGUGGCAGGAAAAAAGCUGCAAAAUGUUUUUUCUGUAUGUACUGAAGUUAAUAUAUAGAUGAGUUGCUCAAACGCCAGUGUUGAUUUUAUUCUUAAAGAAUAAAGACAUGUCAUUGUGAA
Synchiropus splendidus (mandarinfish) is the source of this 7646-nucleotide messenger RNA. It is a transcript of the gene atp2a1, whose product is annotated as ATPase sarcoplasmic/endoplasmic reticulum Ca2+ transporting 1. Gene Ontology annotation, cellular component: membrane. The record is from RefSeq and is a predicted model, not a curated record. Gene Ontology annotation, biological process: intracellular calcium ion homeostasis; calcium ion transmembrane transport. Gene Ontology annotation, molecular function: ATP binding; P-type calcium transporter activity; ATP hydrolysis activity. The transcript is spliced from 27 exons. The coding region runs from base 4442 to 7432 and encodes 996 amino acids. NCBI's taxonomy places the organism in Eukaryota, Metazoa, Chordata, Actinopteri, Syngnathiformes, Callionymidae.